Coregonus sp. 'balchen' is the source of this 8683-nucleotide messenger RNA. The record is from the annotation of a GenBank genome assembly. NCBI's taxonomy places the organism in Eukaryota, Metazoa, Chordata, Actinopteri, Salmoniformes, Salmonidae.
AUUGUUUUUCAUCAGGUUUUUCCGUGCCUGGGAGAAGACUCAAGAUGCCAGGAAGGUGAGUAGCCAAUGUUAGUCAGCUAACUACCGAUGUUCGCUAUCUGCCACUGUUAACGAUACUGAUUUGUUUAGGGCUGACCCCCAUUUAGUUGUUUGGUCGAUAGGCUGUUGGUCGAGAAGUCGCACUUUUUAUUUUUUCAUGGUGCACAAGACACCUGUCUGAUUCGCCCUGUCUCAGUAGACUAAUCCAUUGCGGACGCCACGGGGAUGGCACAGUCCAUCACUAUGACGUGAUACUGAAAUUGUAUAUGAAAAUGGAUGCACUCAUUUACAUUUACGUCAUUUAGCAGACGCUCUUAUCCAGAGCGAUUUACAUGAGCAAUUAGGGUUAAAUGCCUUGCUUAAGGGCACAUCGACAGAUUUUUCACCUAGUCGGCUCGGGGAUUAGAAACAGUGACCUUUCGGUUACUGGCACAACACUCUUACCCACUAAGCUACCUGCAGCCCACUCACUAACUGUAAGUUGCUCUGGAUAAGAGCGUCUGCUAAAUGACAAAAAUGUAAAAUGUAUAUGGUUAUAUUAUCUAAAAAUAAUGGUGCAACAGUAAAUCUAAUAUUAUUUUAGAACAAAUGCGCUUUCUCCCAUGUUGGAUGUGGUCGCUGUUUGUGGUUCUGAAACCAUUUUCAGUGCCCUGUAGAAUUGGCGGCUUUCCUUAUGUUGCUAUGUGCAUAAUAGCAAAACUAAACAGCAUGUUGGGAUAGAGAACAAUGCGGUGGAGGCAGCAGCGGCAGAGACAAGGAAACAGCCCAUGCCUUAGCCUUAGCCUAAUUGUCUUAAGAAAAUUGAGGAGAGAGGAUACCCUAAUUUAACUAGGUCUAUAAUCAAUAGCCUAACUGUUAAAUGUGCCUGGCUUUAUAAAUCAUCCAUAUAUAUCUACAGAAAUAUGACACAUCUUGCUUCUGUUGCCUUUUUGAGUGUUUAGUAGCCUACUAAUUCCGUGGCAAAAAGCCUCAUGCAAUGGCAAAAUGUCGGAUAAAGCAAUGUCACUGAUUUGGCUGUUUUUAGUAUUUGCAAUGCUGUAAUAAAAGCUUUAUUUUUUCCCGUUACAACAGACUGGCAUUACUUAUCAGUUAUUUAUUACUUAUCAUUUGUUCAGUGUUUACACUGUUCCAAACAGGCAGAAAAAUAAUAUUGUAAUCUAACAGCACCUGUUUGUCACACGUAAUAUGCACACAGCACUCUCCUAUACCCUCCUUUUUCUUGAUCUUGUUAUUAUUACAAUUUAUGAUUAUCAUUAUAAUAAAAAGUUGUCGUUAUCAUUAGUAGGCUGUGUAUAGUAGCCUUCUAUAACCACCAUUGAGCUGUAGGCCUAAGAGCGUGUUCUGUUUAUCUUAAUACCGUAACUUACUUAGGCCUAUAUUUCAAUAUAUAGGUUACUGUAUCAAUCAUAAAUGCGUUAAUGCCAUCUCACAGCAUAUGAGACGUUCAUGCUUUGAAAUGCAAUCAAGCAUUUUAGUUUUAAAAUUAAAUGGCUUAACAAAGGGAGCUUUGCUUUGAAUGAUUAUCCUAAACAAUUCAUAAACCCACAAUUCACGAUUGCAUGCACCUAUUUUUAGUCUGCUGUAAUAAAGGCUUUAUAUUAAAAAAAAAUCGUUAGAACAGACUCUUUGGUACACAUAUUUAGUGUUUACACUGUUCCAAAUAGUCCGAAAAAAUAUAUAAUAUUGUAAUCUAACAGCAACUGUUUUGCACACACAAUACUCACGCAACGCUUGCUCCUAUACCCUCCUCUUGAUCUCCAGUAGUUUCCACAACUUGGUCAAAUGUCUUCCACAGAUCUAACUUCCCCUUUCCCUCCUGAGCAACCAGUAAACAUUCGCCAGUUUCGAGUUUCUUUUUCUCGUCGUCCGCAUCCGUUUUGCUGUCGACAUUACUGUGUUUGGAGUUUGUUAUAACCAAUUUAGUGAUGUGAUCACGAUAGGCUAUACAGUGCAUUCGGAAAGUAUUCCGACACCUUCCCCUUUUCCACAUUUUGUUACGUUACAGCCUUAUUCUAAAAUCGAUUUAAAUAAAUAAAAAUCCUCAAUCUACACACAAUACCCCAUAAUGACAAAGCGAAAACAGGUUUUUAGAAAUUUUUGCAAUAUUUUUUAUUUAAAGUACCUUUUACAUAGGUAUUCAGACCCUUUGCUAUAAGACUCGAAAUUGAGCUCAGGUGCAUCCUGUUUCCAUUGAUCAUCCUUGAGAUGUUUCUACAACUUGAGUGGAGUCUUCCUGUGGUAACUUCAAUUGGUUGGACAUGAUUUGGAAAGGCACACACCUGUCUAUAUAAGGUCCGACAAUUGACAGUGCAUGUCAAAAACCAAGCAAUGAGGUCGAAGAAAUUGUCCGUAGAGCUUUGAGACAGGAUUUUGUCGAGGCACAGCUCUGGGGAAGGGUACCAAAACAAUUCUGCAUCAUUGAAGGUCCCCAAGAACACAGUGGCCUCCAUCAUUCUUAAAUGUAAGAAGUUUGGAACCACCAAGACUCUUCCUAGAGCUGGCCGCCCGGCCGAACUGAGCAAUCGGGGGAGAAGGCCUUGGUCAGGGAGGUGACCAAGAACCCGAUUGUCACUGACAGAGCUCCACAGUUCCUCUGUAGAGAUGGGAGAACCUUCCAGAAGGACAACCAUCUCUGCAGAACUCCACCAAUCAGGCCUUUAUGGUAGAGUGGCAAGACGGAAGCCACUCCUCAGUAAAAGGCACAUGACAGCCCGCUUGGAGUUUGCCAAAAGGCACCUAAAGGACUCAGACCAUGAGAAACAAGAUUCUCUGGUCUGAUGAAACCAAGAUUGAACUCUUUGGCCUGAAUGCUAAGCGUCACGUCUGGAGGAAACCUGGCACCAUUCCUACGGUGAAGCAUGGUGGUGGCAGCAUGUUGUGGGGAUGUUUUUCAGCGGCAGGGACUGGGAGACUAGUCAGGAUCGAGGGAAAGAUGAACAGAGCAACGUGCAGAGAUCCUUGAUGAAAUCCUGCUCCAGAGCGCUCAGGACCUCAGACUGGGGUGAAGGUUCACCUUCCAACAGGACAAUGACCCUAAGCACACAGCCAAGACAACGCAGGAAUGGCUUCGGGACAAGUCUCAAUGUCCUUGAGUGGCCCGGACUUGAACCUGAUCGAACAUCUCUUGAGAGACCUGAAAAUAGCUGUGCAUUGACGUUCCCCAUCCAACCUGACAGAGCUUGAGAGGAUCUGCAGAGAAGAAUGGGAGAAACUCCCCAAAUACAGGUGUGCCAAGCUUGUAGUGUCAUACCCAAGACGACUCAAGGCUGUCAUUGCUGCCAUAGGUGAUUCAACAAAGUACUGAGUAAAUGUAAUUUUUCUGCUUUGUCAUUGUGGGGUAUUGUGUGUAGAUUGAGGGGACGACGACAAUUUAAUCCAUUUUAGAAUAAGGCUGUAACGUAACAAAAUGUGGAAAAAGUCAAGGGGUCUGAAUACUUUCCGAAUGCACUGUAGGGCAAGACCUAUUGGUCACAUGCAUGCGAUGCUUGCAUGUUUCACGUAAAGAGAGCAAGGGUUGAGAGAAUAGGGAAUGUUUUUCGUAAACAAAUUAAGGAUUUCAGUAACAGAACUUUUCAGUCAAAAACUAAGUAAGAAACUAAAUGGCUGAAAUGAUGUUGCAGCUUCAGCAUGGACAGCUGAAUAAACACUUGCUGUGGUGCCUUUUUGCUGCAAUAGCUAGGAGAGCGAGACAUGCGCCAGUCACACAGGCAGUGUAACCAUAGGGUUCUUUCUUGAGUCAUUUGUGUGUCUUCAUUAUUUAAUCAAACAGUGUGCUUAAAGCAUCAGACAAGGUCAGUGUAUAUGUAGUUGAUUUUAUUCAAAAUAAGUUUAAACAUUUCAACCAAUCGAUUGGUCGAAAGAACAGGAUGACUCGGCCGACAAAUCUUUUUUUUUGUCGCUACUAGACACUUUUGCAAGUCGAUACUUAACUUUGCGUAAAUGUUACGAGCUAGUUGAUACUACAUUUGAAAUGUGUUGGUUCAAAGUAGGUAGUACAAUUUUUGAUUGGUUGAUUCUUGUGAGUAUUUAGGGUAUACGGUUGAUUAACUGCUGACUGGAUUACUCUGGCACCAGCAUGUGGGACUGAUGAUACACAUGUUGAGGGCUCUGGUUUAUGCGUUCUUUUCAUCUUCCCAGACUGUGGAGCAAGGCUAUCUUUGCCGGGUACAAGCGUGGUCUAAGGAACCAGCGGGAGCACACCGCCCUGCUGAAGGUGGAGGGAGUGUACACUCGGGAGGAGGUUGACUUCUACCUUGGCAAGCGCUGUGCUUACGUCUACAAGGCUAAGAAGUAAGUUUCACAUCUUCUGUCUCAUAGCGAAUUUCCAUUAAGGACACCCUGGUGUUUUACCAAAAAGGAGGACUUUUGUGUUUCCACCCCCAUGGCCCGCCUCCAGUGCAUCACUGGGCCAUGGCCUGACUUUGGGCCACUGGUACUUUUCAGCUGGCGUUUACAUAGCAUUUAAAUCGCUAUGGAAACACAGUUCCCCAGAGGACAAUAUUCAGAAAAUAUUUGAAAACCCACACUAAGUAGACUACUUGAUUGACAACGAUUCUUUCUUCUGUAAAAAUGCAAACAACCUUUCAGACUAUUUCAAAAUGUAGAUAAGAUUUAGUACAGACUAGGCCUGACCCAAAAUGUUGAAAUGGUAGCCUACUUUGACAACUCAUUGAAUGCAACAAGUAUUAGAGACUGAUAGAGAGAGAAGAUGCAAAACACAACAACUGUGCAGAGACAUAUUUCACACUGUCACUUUAGUGUUUGCAUUUAGCCUACAACAUGUCAUGGAACUUCUGGGAGCAUGGCCACUCCGGAUGCACACCACACACCCUCUACCUCGCGUUAAACUUCUCCUGCUUUCAAAUGAGUUACAACUCAGUCCACAAGCCCUGGUGCCACACUCUUGGCUCCCCUCUUCCUGCCAUAUCACAAAGUGAAUGCUAAAGCUGCAUUUUGAAUGCCUUCAGGAACCAGCGUCAGCGUUUACUGGGAAGGGUUCUUUAGAGGGACCCACACAAUGUACGCAUUUAUGAUGGGAAUGUUGAGCAUCCCCAAAAUACAUACUUCCACCAUUUUCUGCCUGUGCGUCCAACAUUGUAUAGCUCCUCAGUUGGUCAAGAUGGUCAACCCCGCCCAUUUUCUUGUUGUAAUCCAUUAAAUGCCCUGGAACAGAUAUAAGUUCCUACCACUUUUAAAAACAUCUUCAAAGCCACUAUCACUUUAGGCUUAGGCUGUGUGGUUGAAUGGUGGGACUUGGGGCAGACACUAUUUGCAGUUUGUAUAGAAGAGCCACUUCUUUGGAGUAACUUUGUUCUUGUUUUAAUUUAGUUCCAUGACAAAAGACUGAAUCUGCUCACUGUCUCCUUCAAUCUCAUCAGGAACACAGUGACUCCUGGUGGCAAGCCCAACAAGACGCGGGUAAUCUGGGGUAAAGUCAUGCGCGCUCAUGGCAACAGUGGAAUGGUGCGGGCCAAGUUCAGCAGUAACCUCCCGGCAAAGGCCAUGGGACACAGAGUCAGAGUGGUGAGUAGUACCUUCUUCUGCUCUUUCAUCAUUAUUAGCGCAAGGUUUCUUCCGGUACCCGCAGACAGUCCAGUUUUGUUCAAGCCCUGCACAGGCCUUUUUUGCACUAUAAAGGGUUCAAGUAAAAACUAAUACAGCUCAAAGGAAUUUGCUGCGAGCCAACUGUAUAGAAUAUUGUUUUAUCCCUACACAACCGCACCUGAUUUAAACUACACAGCUAAUCCGUAUACUUUUGAUUAGUUGAGUCAGGUGUGCUUUUGUAGGGCUUGAACAACUAUGUCUAAUGUGAGAGUUACUUUAGGAAUGAAUUUGGAUAAACUUGAACUUUUGUUAGUUCUUCAAGGAACUACCAUGUAAUUCCAGAUCACCUCAAAACCGAUUUUGUCAGAGGAAAAGGGUCUUAAUCUUUGGAUAAAAAAUACAAAAAGUGGCUUUGUAUGCAACAUCCGUAACAAAUAACUUGUAGAACGGCAAAGUGCUUCAUUUCCCACAUUUUGGUUGGUUCAACACGUUUGUUUUUUAACCACCUUUGGGCAGGCAAAGGUUAGUAAAGUGCUUUGCCUGCUCAUAGUUGUUUAAAAUCACAUGAUGCACACCAGAUGUCAUUAGUAUCUUUGGAUUGUCAUCGUGUAACAACUUGUCUUCUAUCUUUUUUACUAUGAAAGAUAGAAACCCACCGUUUCCUGCAGCUUAUUAAGUCGACCAGUCUUGCUGCAGUGCGGUUCUGGUGUGCAAUGGCUGCAGACAGUGGCCAUGUCCGAAUAUCCAUACUAGCGCAGGGCUCGACAUGUUGGAAAGAAAAUAGAUUGAAGUUGUCCGGGUGGACAACAAUCAAACAAUUACUCCAAUCAGACUUGGCUCAGAGGCCAACAUUUGGAAUAAUAAAUAAAAAAUAAAGGCUAAAUGUCAGUGUAGGCGAUAUGCAUAUUGGCUACAGCCUCAUCUCCAAACCGAUGCUGAUAUGAGGGAGGCGCCAGAAAAUGUAGCCAAACUUUAAUGAGACUUUUAAUUACAUAAAUAUAGGCUAAACGCCAGUCAUGUUUGACAAAUAUAUAAUGAAGGAUAACUAACAUUAACGUCGAAAGGUUUGAUUCAGUCGACAUACUCGAGGCAUGGUUCAUUUCGAUCAAAUGGACAGUGUUUUCCUGCUAAUUGCAUUUUGGAACAUUCGCGUAUAGUGCAUUGUUGAGCUUAUAAUAUGAAGAACAUUUUAACUUUAUCAACACUUUAAGAUAAAUGGUCUGCUUUUAACAAUUUUACAUGGUUGAAUGAAUUUUGUAUCUGUCGUCCCGGAACUGUCCCAGAGUCUGUUUUGAACCGUAUACAUAUUUUUUUUAGAGUCCCAGGGAAGACGGGACAACCUUGAUUUCGAGCCCUGGAGGGAAUAAUUUUAUGAAGACAAAGACAUAUGGAAUUGUUUUAAGAUGGUCAUACCAUGGAUCAUUUAGCUAUUUUACUUAGAAUUUUAGGACCCCUUUAGGUAUCCCAAAAAAAAUUCGGAAAAUGAUUUGAUAAAAUAUUGAAUUUGGCCUUUACUACUGUAGCCUAUAGAAAUGCAUUGAAUAACACAUUCAUAAAUGGCAAAAGACAGUCAAAAAAGUAUUCAUAAGGAACAAGGUUUUGAAGUGUCUGUCCUGUAUCUAGGAGAUAUAAGAAAGCGCAGGAUUUUUUAAAAUAUUGUUUUUUACACUAUUGUAACGGUAACCUUAAGAUGAGUCCCGUAACACUUGUGGGGGUCGUAGAGCAAAACUGAGGACACCAUCGUGUUCAUGAGUCUCCCCUUUUCCAUAUAGUAGUCAUACUAGUUUUGUAGGCCAAACCGUUCGUACAGUAUACGUUUCCGUGAAAAUACCCAUUUUCAGGACGUCUCAUGGUCUGACAAACACUGCUGUAGCUCGGCCACCUUCCACUGCAGAUGCGGAAGGCCACCACAGGCGGAUGCUGAUUGAGACGCAGCCCAUGCAAAAAACAUAUCUCUAGCUUAAACUGACAGAUUUUGGUGGGUAUUCUUUUAUUAUGUUAGAUCGACUCUAGGGUUUUUUAAAGUGGCAGUGUUGUAUUUUGAGAUAGGCUUGAAUAUGCAACUAAUCCAAUAAGCAGAGUGUAGCCUCCAUUUUUGUCUGAUUCACUGGUACAAAAUAUAGUAAUGCAUUUUCUUUUUUAAAAGUGGUUCCUUGCAUCAUAUAAUGAUGUAAAAAUGGUGUUGUGGACCAUUUUUUAUUUUUGGACAAGUAAAAAAUCAGUCCUACUUAUCCAGAGGACAAGUGGCAAAGAAAGGUUACUUGUCAAGCACUGUAGCGUACUAAAUAUUAUGCGAAAUUGUGUGAAGGGUACUCAGGAAUGCGUCAUCUAAUGCGUGAUUACGUUGACUCCAGCCAUUCGUUCAUUUUGGUACAUCGUGUCAAUUUAGCUGAUUAUUGGCUGUUGCGAGUCGGAAAAGACAAGUUAAUUCUAUUAGAUCAAUCACCAAAAUGAGUAUGCAGUUUAAGUAUGUAGUAUGCUAGUAUGGAUAUUCGGACAUGUCCAGUGACUGGUUGUGUAUGAGGCCAGCUGGGAGGUGCUGAGAAAAUAAAUAAACUCACCGUUUUCAGAUGUUGGGGUGGUGCUGGAGAAAAUGGGUGGGAUUUCCCUGAAAGGCACUUUGCCUUCAGGCAUUUUGGUUUCCUUAAAUGUUUAUCAUUGGCAGUGUCACACCGUGUGACACUACUUAUUAUUGCAGUGCAUCUGGGUUGUGGGGAGAAACAACAUACUACUGAAGUUACAAACGCUUUGGGAAACCCACUGCUGAAAAAUAAAGGAUUUGUUUUCCUUACCAAAGUUUAAGCUAAAAAAUCACUAACCUUUUCAUGAAAUCUUAAUGGAUUGUUUUUAGUGAUAAGAAUUAUGUAGGCUUUAUUUUAAUACUUACCCUCUCCUACAUGACCACUACAUAUUGGGCAAGUGCUUGAAAAACAUCUUAAAGUGCCAAUUACCCACUCACUGUAUGGCUGUGGUUUGUAUUGAUUUGGUGCCUAUGGACUCCACUCACUGCGCUCUCUGCUUUUGUCUUUCAGAUGCUGUACCCGUCUCGUGUGUAAUGUGCUGUUUUUGUGUACAUACAAUAAACAAGUCAGGUCCAUAA